Aspergillus ochraceoroseus IBT 24754 is the source of this 699-nucleotide messenger RNA. RefSeq names its product PEX11 domain protein. NCBI's taxonomy places the organism in Eukaryota, Fungi, Ascomycota, Eurotiomycetes, Eurotiales, Aspergillaceae. The transcript has 4 exons. The coding region runs from base 1 to 699 and encodes 232 amino acids. The record is from RefSeq and is a predicted model, not a curated record. Gene Ontology annotation, biological process: regulation of peroxisome size; peroxisome fission. Gene Ontology annotation, cellular component: peroxisomal membrane.
AUGCUCCGCCAAUUCACCAAAUUCACGCGCACCAGCGCCGGACUCGAGAAAACCCUACGGCUCAUCCAAGCACUCUGCCAUGUAGCCAUUGAAGUAAGCAAUGACAGCGUCUCGGUAUCGAAAUUAUUACUCGCAAAGUCUCAAAUCGCGCUAUCUCGGCGAUAUCUGCGCUUCUUCAACUUCCUCGACUGCUUUCAUCGCGUUGUCGACCUUCUCGGGGGAUCGGGACCUUCGUCUGCGUCUGCGUCUGCGUCUGAUGGCGAUUCGCAGGGGUUCCGGGUCCUUCUGGCGACGCUGGAGAUUGCCCGGUGGAGUUGUAUGGGGCUUUAUCUGGCCCUGGAGGAUUUGACUCUGUUGCACGCGAUGAACGUCUGGCCUGUCGCGUGGACCAAUAUGGUUCUGACCGAGGCGUUCAAGUUCUGGUUCUAUGCGAUUUCGUUUUCGCUGGCGGGGACGGCGGUUGGGUUGUUGGGGUGGUUUGCUACUGGUCCUGUUCCUAAAGGGGAAGAGAAAGAGAAAGAGGCGGCUACUAACCCCUCUGUUGCGCCCUUUGUGAGGCGUCUCCUGGCUGACGGGUGUGAUUUGCUUAUUCCUGGCUUGUUCCUGCGGUGGAUUGAGGUGUCGGAUUUGGUGGUGGGGAUUACUAUGGUGGUGAGUACGUUGAUUUCAGGACAGGAGAUUUGGAGUCAGGUUGUGUAG